Messenger RNA from Exaiptasia diaphana, 7093 nucleotides. Its product is annotated as kinesin-like protein KIF16B. Gene Ontology annotation, biological process: microtubule-based movement. The record is from RefSeq and is a predicted model, not a curated record. Lineage: Eukaryota; Metazoa; Cnidaria; Anthozoa; Actiniaria; Aiptasiidae. Gene Ontology annotation, molecular function: microtubule binding; ATP binding; microtubule motor activity.
GUAUUUAAGGAUUUGGGCGUGGAUGUUAUCAAGGCUGCAUUUGAAGGCUACAAUGCGUGCAUUUUUGCAUAUGGUCAGACUGGGGCUGGGAAAUCCUACAGCAUGAUGGGAAUGCAGGAAGCUCCAGGUCUCAUUCCUAGAAUAUGUCAAGGGCUGUAUGCACGCAUGGAAUCAUGUACUGAUGACAAGACAGAAUUCCGAACGCAAGUCAGUUACCUUGAAAUUUACAAUGAAAAGGUACGAGAUCUUCUGCAACCCUCCAAAGGGAAGGACCAUUUCAGUCUUAAAGUAAGGGAACAUCCAAAGGAAGGACCAUAUGUCCAAGACCUGACCAGUCAUCUUGUAUCUGACUAUGACGGCAUUGAACAGUUGAUGUCAUCAGGCAACAACAACAGAACUGUAGCAUCAACAAACAUGAAUGAUGUCAGCAGUAGAUCACAUGCCAUUUUCACCAUUAAUUUUACUCAGGCCAAAUUCCAUGCUGAUAUGCCAAGUGAAACUCUCAGUAAGAUUCAUCUAGUAGAUUUGGCUGGAAGUGAACGAGCAAACUCCACUGGUGCAACAGGAAGCAGGUUAAAGGAAGGUGCCAACAUCAAUAAAUCACUGGUAACACUUGGCACUGUCAUAUCCAGCCUUGCUGAGGCCUCUGAGGGAAGUGUAAGUAGCAAAGAUUCCAAGAAAAAGUUCUUCAUUCCAUACAGAAACUCUGUACUGACAUGGCUUCUUAAAGACAGCUUAGGAGGCAAUGCUAAAACUAUCAUGAUUGCAGCCAUUUCACCAGCAGAUGUGAACUACUCAGAAACACUAAGUACACUAAGAUAUGCAAACAGAGCAAAGAAUAUUAUCAACAAACCAACAGUCAAUGAGGAUCCUAAUGUCAAACUUAUCAGAGAGUUGAGAGCUGAAAUUGAUAGACUCAAAGUUCUUUUAAAGGACAGAGUUGAUAAUGGUCUGGAUGUAUCAAUUGGUGAAGCAGAGAAAAACAGUAUCAAUGAACAGCUGCAUCAAAAUGAAGCUAAGGUAGAGGAACUCACCAAGAACUGGACAAGUAAAUGGCGAGAAACACAGAAGAUUAUAGAGGAGCGAGCACUUGGGUUUCGAUACGAAGGAGCAGGAGUAAAGAUGGAGUCUGAACUACCACAUUUGGUGUGUAUCGAUGACGAUGUAUUGAGUACAGGAAUCACACUCUACCAUUUAAAGGAUGGAAUGACAUAUAUGGGCAAAGAAGGAGCCAACACAACGCCAGAAAUAGUGCUCAGUGGUCCAGGAAUUGACGAUGAGACGUGUAUCAUGGAGAGUAUCGAUGGUAAUGUGAUCAUGCAUCCACUGUGUGAUGGCUGUCAACUUAACGGACAGAAUUUGACYAAACCAAAGCGGUUGAGCCAAGGCGAUGUCAUACUCUUGGGCAAGACAAACAUGUUUCGUUUUAACCAUCCUCAGGAGGCAGCAAAACUUCGAAAGCAAAGACUUUUUGAAUCAAUGGAAAAUCUUGCAGACAUUGGAACUGAGUCCGAAAGAACCCCAUCUUACCUGUUCUACAAUGCAGGUCUAGAGCUAGAGCGUCAAUACAGAGAAGAAACCCAGCUUAUCGAACAGAAAAAGCUUGAACUAGAAAGACAGCAAGUUGAAGCAGCAAGGAAACUCGAGGAAGCGAGACAAGAACUCGAGUUCCUUAAAGAACAACAAGAAAAGGCUGAAGAAACAAGGUCAGUCGAAGAAGAAGAACGYCAACGACUUAUGAAAGAAAACCAGCUUCAACUCGAAAAACAAAAGAAAUACCUGGAAGAUCUUCGAAUUGAACAGGAAAACGCACGGCAGCGAGCUGAAGCUGAAAUCAGAGAAGUCAAAGAGCGAAUCAAGAAGGAACAAGAGGAAGAAMGAAAGAGGCUAGAAUCUGAAAUGCAGCGUCUUCUUGCCCUGGAAGAAGAACACCGAAAGACGGUCCAUGCCAAAGAAAUCGAGAUGAACAAAAUGAAGGAGGCUCUUGAAAAGAAAUGGUUGGAAGAACGACGACAUGUGGAGGAGCAGAGAGAACAAGUCAAAGCUCUACAAGAAGAAAUAGACAUAAAGAGAAGAGAAGUUGAACAAGUGGAGAAACAGAUGAGACUUAAUACUGACCAGAACAGUGCAAGUAGCAGCAGUCCUUCUCCUGGGCGACGGAGCCCAAGCWGGCAAUCUGGCAGCUCUGAAACCCUACACAGAAGCUCUGCAGAGGUUGCGGAGUGUUUGGAUGUUCUUCCUGGCGAGAAACCCCAUAUUGAGUUCUUAAGAGCACGUCUAAGAGAGUUAGAGGCUGAAUACGAAGAGCAGCGAAAACUCGCACAGAAAGAAGUUGCCGAAGCCAAGGAAGAUGUUCGMAAAGCAGAACAGGAAGCUUUAGAAGGCCUUAGAAGUCUCACCACUGGGAAGUCAGCGAUUGAAAUUCAGUGGCAAAAACUUGAAGAGGUCCAAGCAAAGCACAAGCACAUCCAUGAUCAACAAGUCGCAAAAAUGAGGGACUUGAGGGAGAUCAUUGACCAUGAAGAGGAAGCGGAAGAGGCAGAGUUGAUUGAGAAAGAGAAGAUGAUAAUGGAGCGAAGAGCGGCCCGGCAUAAAGUGGAGGAAGCAAGGCGAAAGCUAGAGGAGCUGGAACACGAAGACAAAAAUAUUGACCUUACCGAGGAAGACUUUACCAAGAAGAAAGAACUCCUUGAGUGGGAAACUCGAGAAGAAAUUAAAGACAUCCGGGAGGAGAGAAAGAUACUGAACGAGCUUUACUCAAAACACCAAACUGCCCUCCAAAAAGCCACAACCAUGGUCACCGAAACGAAAACAAAACUCGAAAAGCACCUAGAAAGUGAGAAAUUAAUUCUAGUUCCGCUUAGAAGUAAAGUUGAGUGUCUGGUUCGUAACGAACUUGGUCCACUCAUUGAAUCUGAACAAGAAAUCGAAAGACGUUGUGAAGAUCUUGACUUUGAGAGCCGAGAGAGAAAGAAGUUGAUAUACAGGCAGCGAAAGAGGAUUGCCCUCCUGGAACGACAGCACAACCAGGCACUGCAGCAAGCGGAGAAAGAAACGCUCAACGAAGAAGAACUUGAGGAACUUGAGAACGAAAGGGAAGCCGAACAGAGUUUGAUUCGCAAGGAGAAAGUCCGUCUCCUGGAACUGGAAAAGAAGCACAAGGAACAACAAGAAAUGGCUGAGUUGACGAUAGGCGAAGCCGUGCAGGAACUUGAGAAAAGGAAAAGCCAAGUUAAUCAAAACUUGGAAAAUGAACGUAAAAAGCUUGCAGAGUUUGAAUCAGUCCACAAAGAGACUCUGGAACAUAUUGAAACCGAACUGGAAGCGAGAACAGAAAUGCUGCAUCGAGUGCGCGAAAAGGUACAAAAGGACAAGCGUCAACUUGCAAAGCUUGACGUAAGACAGCAGCGAUGUGCUGCCAAGGCUGCUGAAGAGUUGUUUCUCAUGGCUGACCUUCUCGAAAAGGAAAUGUCAAACAAAGGGAAGAGUGAUGAACUCCAGAAGAUAAAAGAACAUAGAAAGAAGCUCCAUGAACUGGACAGACAGCUUAGAAUGACCGARCGAAGGGAGAAAGGUGGUCGUGGAGACGACGAGCAGAAUCCAUGUACUCUAUACUGACUCCUAUGUGCCAUGGCAAUGAUUGACAGGCGGUGCAUUAUGGUUUGUAUACUGUGCCUUGUUGCUAUGGUAGCCUUAGUGACUGUGGUGAAGAUGGUUGUUUAUCCGUUUCUUUUGUUUUUGUUCGUGUGUUUUUGUAGUUCGUUUAUAGUCUUUUCGCUUAUUUUUUACUUGUUCGUUUGGUUUAUGGUAUAUUUUUCGUUCGUUUGUGUUGUGUUGUUCAUUCCUUGUCUAUUUCUCUCUUUUCUCUUUGUUCUGGUUUCAACGGGGAAGAAGGUGGGAUGCUUUCGGAAAGAUUCAAGUCGAGGCUAAUGAUACGARUGUGACUAGCUUCCUGAUAUGUGUAUAACUUCUUUUUCAUAUUUCAGUUUUCGUGUGAUUAUAUUUUGAUCGAUAUAGAGUUGUUGUAAACUUAAAGAAAUCAUUCAGUCAUGACCUUGAAUUCCGAAAGCUGACUGUUGUGAAAKUUUCAGAAUGUUGRCCCAUUCAUGCAAGCUCGUUUAUUAWUUKGUUUCCAUUUAUUCUCUCUAUGUUAUYGUUUGUGUUUAGAGUUAUGUACUUUUUAAUUCAAGUUACAGCAUGCRAAGUAAGUUGCAUUUCAAGUGUAUGGUCACGUGAUUUGCAACUACUUYCACAUGCGUUCACACAAUGUUUCAAAUGUAGUUUUCACCAUGACGACCAUUAUUGGGUAARUUAAUUURCCUGUCGUUAGUCCCACAUCAGAGUCACUAAGCACGUUUGUCCCUGGCUUUUUGUUCUCUUUUUGUAUAUAGCUUUUGAAGAACCGCUGUAUAAUGAAAAACGUUUUGAAUGUACGGAUUACUUUUCAAAUACAAACGAUGGUCAAAUCUGUGUAGUUCGUCUCUUUAUCGACUUUGGGCUGAUGGAUACAAUGUAAAAAACGUUUUUCAAACAACCUGAUUACAGUCAACCUGUUCGUUUAUUACUUUCGAUGAAUUUUCAGCCAGGCUGUUGUCCUACGACUUUUAUAUCUUCCUCUUGUUUGAGAUGAGAGGACUAUAGCAAAUUUUUUUCGACCAACAAGCCAGGGUCAAUCGAAAAUCACAAAUACGUGUAUUUUAUUAAAAUAGGAGUAUUGAAUUAUAAUAAUGCUAAUCAAUCSUUAAUAAUUAGUUAUUUAAUUAGGAAGAUGACGUCAUAAGAUGUUUUUCUUUUUGACGGAACGAACGGAGGAAUGAGGGAUUGUACCCAGACUAUCCUCGUCCACGAGGAUUUCCAAAUAAUUGAAAUGUUGCAGUGAGGUCUGCUGGAGUAUAUUUAAUUGACGUCUAUUCUCAUUGUGAUAGAGAUAUUUAUGAUACUGUUCGAUAUAGCUUGAUAUAGUAAGUAAUCUCUGUGAUCUGAAAUAAAUUUAGAUUUGUUUACUCUAUACCCAUGAAAUAAAGGUUGAAGUUUAUWUAGAAACAAGUAAUUUUAGCACUAUAGUCAAAUAGGACGAAAAUAAUAUAUUAAGAUUUAAUUUCACGGGUAUAGCGUGAACAAUCUAAGUACGAAUAAGGUAAAAUUCUUGCUGCAUUCAUCAUAGUAAUCAUCGAAGCCUUGAUUCCACUGAAUUGUUUUUCUCGGUCCAUAAUAAGGCUUGGUCAAGAUCGCGCUUUGAAAGCGCUAGAUAUGUGAGAUUACUUGCUUUGAUGGCCAUUUAUAUAGAUUUGACACGCACAACUAAACAACUUGAAACGACAUGGCUUUCUGAAAUAUAAAUAAUGUAAAUUGAAUAYAUUUUUUAAGCUUGUUAUGCUUUGGAAAUGAAAGGAGUCAUUAAAAAGUAAAAGAACGCGAAGAACCARUUCUUAAAACAAGGACAAAUUUUAUUUACAAUUGAUGUUUUCUAUGCGUUUUGGAUUAUCUAUGAUAGGUUAUGGUAUAAUACGAAAUAAUUGAAUUAAGGGAUUUGAGGCGGAGAAGCUGCCAUCGUGUAUCAAACAUACAAAUACAAUACCAUAAAACGUGAUAGAAAACGCAAGARGAACGAAUGCGUAAACGCAAUAGAAUAAAUAUGAAAAAGCAACAGGAAAACGCAAUAGGAAACAAUAUGCAAACUAAGAUUUGUGAGCAAUAUGUAUACACUAGGGGAAAAUGUGCUUGAAAUUUACUACGUUUCUCUUUCGGCAAACGCUGGUUCUUUGAUCGAUUCUUUGACAUAAAUCGUCGGAAAAAAGCGGGUAACGGCAGCCGAACUUAUUUCUUUACAACUCCGUACGAUUUUACGACGUUUUUCUUCUCAUUUUGGUGCACUAAGGAUGCAAUCAAUGUAAACUUCAUAUGGAUUGCAUUUGAAGGGAGAAUGUCAGCGAAUAUCAAGCCCUAACAAGAAGCUUUUUUCAACAUCAAUUAAUUUGAUUCUAUAAAUAAUCUCACUAUCAUUCCAAUUGUAUAUAAAUUAAUGAUAAUUUCAUUUAAUGGAAUAAAAAUAGUAAAGUAUAAAUAAGAAAGUAAAACGUAAGACUUUUUUCAUGGCUGACCUCAAAUUGGAGCUUGAAAUGUCCCCGAUAAUGCCUUGAGCAAAGAGGGAAUCAUUUGCAAAGCGCAACCUGGAAAAAAAGAGGAGAGACUUGAAACGAGUCCUAUGAAACUAUGAAACUUGAAUAUCAAUAAUAAUUGUAUUGUCUAAUUUUAAAAUUUCGAGGUGUGUUAUUUUCGUUUUUCACAUUUUAACACGCCUAAUGCGUGAUAUCGUUCAAUCGAUUAAAUUUCGUGAAUAUAUAAACAUUUUCUUCUCUAAGUUAACGGAUAUUUAUUUUUGUUUUACGUUUUGAUCCAAAAGAAAAUGUAUUUAUAAACCAGAGAAAAUAUAAGCUGGGAAUUAUCAACAAAUAAUAGUAGUACCCUUUCUGGAGGGCAAAAUUAGCGAGGAGGCAUAAUACGAGAAAUCAUGACGUCGAACUUGUCGUCCAUGACAUCGUUGUUGAUAAGGUUAGACAACAAUGUUUCAAACCGCGAAAGGUUUUAGCUCCACCUUUCUGAAUCAACUUUGAUYAGUUUUCCAUGGCACCAAAUUUAUACACUAAUAAAAAUUUGAUUUUCUUAAGACAUUAUCUCAAGUUUUUUCUAUUGUAAAAUUUAAAACUUCCGUUUUCAAACUCGAGCAAUAACGAUUUUAUGCCGACAUCUAGACGUUUAUAGUGUAUCUCGUAUUUCGUCGCCGUUUCAGGGUUAUCAACAAUAGUCCAUCAUGCAUUGCAACAGUAGUUGCCAUUUAGCCAUAUGCUGUAUCUUGUUCUGGUUAGAACAUUAUGGGAUAUCUGGAAAACUAACCAACUAUCAAGUGGCGAUUCCAUCACUCAACAGGGGGUCCUGACCAAAAAUGGAAAUUCAUGGGAACCAAAUGCUUCCCUGCGAUGCAGAGUUUUGGAAUUUGCUGCUUGCCGCUUAUUGCAACAUCUUAGACAAACUUACUGUAAAAUUUCUUUACAAAAUGGGAAACCAAUAAAAUGUGAGAAAUAUUCAAUGAAAA